Cantharellus anzutake is the source of this 1218-nucleotide messenger RNA. Its product is annotated as beta-lactamase-like protein. The transcript has 3 exons. The record is from RefSeq and is a predicted model, not a curated record. Bases 27 to 1178 code for a protein of 383 amino acids. Lineage: Eukaryota; Fungi; Basidiomycota; Agaricomycetes; Cantharellales; Hydnaceae.
UCUCAUCCAUUUGCGAAUUCUCCAAGAUGUGCCCCACCGAUACCUCGCCUGCUCUACUGCCGAAAUCAGAUGCCGUUGAACGCCAGAAUGCCCAUCUGUUGUCGUUGAGGCAUCUCGACCCGUUCAGCAUGAAGUUCGUCCCAAUACCAGCUGGGGAGGCUGUUUGCCGUGUACAUGCUAUCAGGGGUGGCGUCAUGGAUGCAUCUCUUGGCAUUUUUGAACAUGGCUCCAAGGAAGGGGAAAGAGUGCCGUACGGGAUAGACUUUUUCUUCCUCAUCGAGAAGCUGUGGAAUGACGGACGGGAGCCAACGAGGAUGCUUUUUGAUUUAGGACUUAGAGCUGGGGGCUUUGAUAAGCCAGCGUACAAGUAUAUUGAAAAGACCUGGACUAUUGAUCCAGGAAGAGGCGCAGCGAAGAUUUUAGAAUCCAUGAAUAUUCCUGUGGAGUCGAUACGCGCGAUUAUCUUAGGGCAUAACCACUUCGAUCAUGUCGGGGACUUGAGAACUUUCCCACCCACUGCGGACUUGAUCGUCGGCCCAGGCACGACCGAUCUAGCAGGACUUGCAAAUGAAAUGGAUGUCCCUCUAAAGACACUGGAGGAGCGCACGGUCAAAUACUUGAGCAGGGAGCGGGAUAAGUGGAAGGAUGUUGGCACGUUUAGAGGUCACGACUACUUUGGUGACGGCAGCUUGUUUAUCCUUGACGCUCCUGGACACGUCCCCGGUCACCUCGCAGCCCUAGUGCGAACAUCAAGCUCUCCGCCGAUUUAUCAUCUCCUUGCAUCGGACACGGCCCACCAAAUCACGCUCCUCAGAUCACCAAAGAAUCCUUCAACGACUCGAAAGAGAUACGCCGCUUAUCCGAAAUUCGGUGCAGAGGAACGUGAUGGGGUUGUCCCUCUUGACAGCAUGCAUAAUAACCUGGAAGAGGCGUAUAGAACGAUAGCCAAAGCUGAGCGAAUGGACCUUGAAGACAACGUGAACGUCUUUCUGGCCCACGAUUGGACUAUGGACAUUACACUCGGCGGCAAUGGUGGCCCUGGGGCGGGCCCGCGCGCUCGAGUGCUAGCGAAAAAAGAAUAUGUCACGUUGGAGGGAACCAAAGAGGAAUUGGACAGAUUCAAGUCUCGAGACUGGCAACAUAUGAAGUACGAAGUUUACAGCACAGCAUUACAGUAGUCGAUAUCAUCGCAUGUCCCCAGCAUGCGGGAGUUGCAGU